AUGAGACAUUCAUUUAUUGAGUGGGAUGAAGGAUGGAACUUUAUCCAGAGGAGGAUGAACAAGCUGAACAGGGUUAUAGAGGGAUUAUCUGAGACUCCAUUCGACGCAGAAGAUUUUAUGAUGCUUUACACUACUAUCUACAACAUGUGCACUCAACCACCUCCUCAUGAUUAUUGUCAACAGCUAUAUGACAAAUAUAAGGAGACAAUCGAGCAACAUAUUACUUUGAAAAGGUUGCCCUCUCUCACAGAGAAGCAUGAAGAGUUUAUGCUGCAGGAGUUUGUCAAAAGUUGGGAAAGACAUAAAGUUCGGGUUAGGCGGAUGUCGCACUGCUUUUUUUUUCUUGCUCGCCACUUCAUCCCCAGUAGAUCACUUACUAACCUAGAAGAAGUUGGACUUAACUGCUUCCGUGAGUUAAAUCUUAGAGCGAGAGUUGCUGCAUUCAGUCUUAUAGAUCGAGAACGCGAGGGAGAGCGAAUUGACAGAGGGCUGUUGAAGAAUGUGAUGGGUAUAAUUGUUGAAAUUGGAACAGAGAAAAUGGAUGCUUACAAGGAGGACAUUGAAGCACACUUGCUAAAAAGUUCCGGUGAAUACUAUUCGCGUAAAGCAUUGAGUUGGAUUGCGGAGGAAAGUUAUAUGGAUUACAUGGUGAAGGCCGAAUUAUGCUUGAGAAGGGAGAGGAAUAUAGUUUCUCAUUACUUGCAUUCAAGCAGUGAGAAGAAGCUGGUGGAGAAAGUGGAACAUGAGUUGUUUGAACCUCUUGCUAAUGCAUUUAAACAGAAAGUUAGUCUUGAAGUUAAAGCUUUGGUCCAACAGGCUAAAGAUGAUGCAUCAAGUAACCAGGAUUUCAAUGGAGCUUAUGGCAUGCAGGAGCAGGCUCUGAGAGACUCUUUUGAUCUAUUUUGGAAUGGACCUGUUGCUGGUAGUUUAGGUGCAGAAUUACUAGCUGCAUUCUGUGAUACUCUCCUUAAAAACGAUGGGAAUGAGAAGUUGAGCGAUGAGGCCGCCGAAGACACACUUGAGAAGGUUGCUAAGCUGGUUUCUUAUAUGAGCUCCAAGGACCUUUUCAUAGAAUUCUACAAGAAAAGACUUAUUCCUCGACUUCUGUUUGAUCGGAGUUCCAACUUGGAACGUGAAAAAAGUUUCGUAACAAAUUUGAAACAGAAAUUGGGUGGAACGUUCUUGACCUCUAGGAUUGAUAAAAUGGUCGAAGAUAUGACAUGGACUCAGGACAAUAAGACCAGCUUCUUGGAAUAUCUUCACAGUAAUCCAAAUGUAAAUCCUGGAUUGGAUUUCACCGUCACUGUUCUCACAACUGGUUUGUGGCCAAGUUAUAAACCAUUUAAUCUUAACCUUCCUGCAGAGAUGAAGACCUGCGUUGAAGCUUUUGAGGGAUUCUACGAAACAAAAACGAAAUGUAGAAAACUUAAUUGGAUUAACUCAUUGGGAACUUGCUACAUUAAUAGCAACUUUGAGUCAAAAACCAUUGAACUAGUUGUGUCAAGCUGUCAGGCUGCUCUGUUAUUGCUUUUCAGUGAUGCAGAUAGAUUGAGCUAUUCCGAAAUAUUCACUCAGCUAAAUCUUGACCAUGAUGACUUGGUUCAGACUCUUUAUUCAUUGUCAUAUGGAAAGUACAAGAUCCUCCUGAAGGAGCCUAAUACAAAGAAUAUAUCACCAAAUGACAGCUUUGAGUUCAACUCUAAGUUCACAGGCAGAAUGAAAAGAAUCAAGAUUCCUCACCUACCCUUGUAUGAAACGAAGGAGGUGAUCAAAGAAGUCGAGAAGGACAGGCGAUAUGCUAUCGAUGCUGCAAUUACCCGGAUUAUGAAGAAGCAGAAAGUUUUGGAUCUUCAACAAUUGUUUGUGGAGUGUGUUGAAAAGUUGGGACAUAUAUUCAAGCCUGACAUAAAAACACUCAAGCAGCGUAUUGAAAAUCUUAUUGACCGAGAUUACUUGGAGAGGGACAAGGAAAACCACAACAUUUUUAAGUAUCUUGUAUGA
Messenger RNA from Prunus persica (peach), 2001 nucleotides. Its product is annotated as cullin-1. Gene Ontology annotation, biological process: protein ubiquitination; ubiquitin-dependent protein catabolic process. Gene Ontology annotation, molecular function: ubiquitin protein ligase binding. Lineage: Eukaryota; Viridiplantae; Streptophyta; Magnoliopsida; Rosales; Rosaceae. The transcript has 2 exons. Bases 1 to 2001 code for a protein of 666 amino acids. Gene Ontology annotation, cellular component: cullin-RING ubiquitin ligase complex. The record is from RefSeq and is a predicted model, not a curated record.